UCUCCCCGGGCAGGGCCGUCCCCUUUCUCGGGCCUGUUCCGGGCAAGGCAGGUGCCGGGCACGACCGUGGGAGCGCCUCGGGGUGCUGGGCCGAAGCUUUUGUUCCUGCGGGGGAACUGCUGUGAUGAGAAGGUGACAGGUCACGGGAAAUAAUAACUACUAUGGAACCUUGGCAGCCUUGUAGGUUUGGAAGGCUUAAAUCCAAGUUUGAAAAGGCCUUUUCCAGUCCUGAUGAUUUGCUGGCUGAGGCACUUAAUUAGGAUGGCUUUUGAACAAAUUGGAUUGAACAUGGAAUCAGUGCUUUGGUCAAGCAAGCCUUAUGGUUCAUCUCGAAGUAUUGUAAGAAAAAUUGGUACUAACCUCUCUCUUAUACAGUGUCCAAGAGUUCACUUUCAGCUUACUUCUCAUGUCACGGAAGGAAACAGUCCUGCUCAGCUCAGAGAAGAUGCAGUGGCCUCCUUUGCUGAUGUGGGAUGGAUUGCUGAAGAAGAAGGUGAAGUCUCUACAAGGCUUAGGUCAGAAGUUCGGUCAAAAACAGCCCAGCCUCUUGCAGGUGAAGCACAUCAUUUCAGGAAGUCCCCGCACAGACAGAUGUCCUUGCAAAGCCCAUCAGGAGAGGAACCAGUGCCCAGGAGUGCAGUGAUGGCAAAUGAGGAAGCCCUGCAGAAGAUCAGUGCCCUAGAAAAUGAACUAGCCUCUUUAAGAGCACAAAUAGCCAAAAUUGUAACCUUGCAAGAACAGCAGAACUUGACAACAGUUGGGCAAAACCCACUUGCUUCAGCUGCUGUCCCCGUUCCACCACCACCGCCGCCUCCUCCUCUGCCUCCACCCCCUCCCUCAGGUCUGGAUCAGAGAAAGUCUGCAAUUGAUCUCAUUAAAGAGAGGAAAAACAAAAAAAUGAACGCUGGCCAGAAUAUGGUGGAAAAUGGGCCAAAGAAGCCUGAAGUACCAAACAUGCUAGAAAUCCUCAAAGACAUGAACAGCGUGAAACUACGCUCGGUGAAAAGAUCGUCAGAAAGUACAAAAUCUAAAGUGUCUCAGCCUGCAGAUCCUGCAACAUUAAUAGCAGAAGCUCUCAAAAAGAAAUUUGCGUAUCGCUACCGAAAUGACAGCCAAGGUGAAACAGAAAAAGUGAUUCCAAAGGCUGAAACCAAGACACAGACUGAGGUAGUGCUGUUUGGACCACACAUGCUGAAGUCUACAGGAAAAAUGAAGACUUUAAUUGAAAAAUCUUAGUGUUAAAGAUUAUUCUGCAAAAGACUGUUAAGCUGCUUUGUAUAAAAUAUUUUAUGUUGCAAAUAGCACUAGUACUGAGAGGUUUCUUUCUUACAUCACAGAAAGACCUAAUGUGAAAUGUAGAAAUGAGGCACUAAACAUGUUUGUAUGUAUGUGAUCUAUCAAAGGGAAUAAAUUGGACCAUUAUACUCAGGUAUUAAUUUUGUAUUCAAGCUUGGCUUUCCACUCAGAUUUAUGUGAUGGGUUUAGUUUAUUAACACUAAGUUAUAUAUACAACAUAUACAACAUUUUUUUGUGCAUAACUGACCAGCUUAAAAAUUUGUGUACAUGUUAUUAAUGAUGGUAAUACACCCUUAAGUUAAUACCAGUUUUAUGUGAGGUCUACCUGUAAUUUGCACUACAAUGUGUAAUUUGAUACUGAAAUCUUCAUGUUGAAGUCUUUCUUUUAAACUUAGCUGUAGCAAAUUUUUAGCCCAAAGAAAACCUGGAGGCACUCUGCUUCUUACUGAAACAAAGUUUAAACUUGAACCUGCUGCAGAGGUCACCUGAAUUUUACAUAGUAGUACAGUUUUGUGCAGGGAUUUUGUUUGUUUCACAUUAGCUUGCAAGGGUAAGAGAGUAAAACCUGCUUGCAUCAUCCUGUGGCCAUUAUAAAGGAUAAAAUCAUGCUAUGGGAGCCUCUGUCAAAAGGUAGAGUCAAGGGAAUUUGAAAUAGUCAAUAGAUAGCAGCAGAUUGAAAUAAUAAAGAGUAUGUGUUAAUUAGCAUGAAGUGCUGUAGAUGAGAAAACAAAGGUACAAAGUGCUGUGGGGUGCAAGUUGCCAAAAGCAGCUCAUCUCUUCUGCUCUCGGAGAUGCUCAUGGACGCCUCCUCCCCAGCCUGGCUCCCUGGGUCUGUUUCUGGCAGAUGGGGCUUGCACAAGCCCUUUGCAGGGAAGAGGUGGGAUAAGCUGUUGCCCAUAACCCAUAACCUGAGCUCAUGUCUCCAGCCACAGGUGUAGAAAGGCUCAAGCUGAACGUACAAGUCGGGGUGAAAAAAUCUGUCGAGGUGCACUCUGAAACAAAGCCAGGGGUUGCUCAGACCAUGGAUGAGCAUUGACAAAGCUGAGCCCCGGGUAUUUUUGGUGCUCUAAGCUGAUCCUGGCUACUGGGACAAGUACAAGUGCCUCUGGGAGCUUCUGUUUCCUAGGAAAACACACAAGCAGCACUUCUUUUAAUAAAGACAGCCGAAUGGCUCUGACAAGGUUACUGAAGAUAGGGAAGCUUUGCUGCUUAUAACUGGAAUGUUGGUUGUACAUGGAGGAGCUGCGAGUCCUGCUGUGGAACUUGAAGCUGUGUUAAUACAUACACAAUGUAACUUCCCUCCAAAGUGCUCUGCCAUCAGUCCUACUGAUUGGUCAUUCAAUCCUUCUGUUCUUUUAAGUGCCUUUAAAACACCUUUGUGAAAGUUAACUUUGGUUUUAAGUUUUGUAUUUUAUGCUUUAUUGCCAUUAUAUAAAAUUAAAAGCAGAUAAAAUAAACAUGCCAUAUUUGAUUUGUGGUACUCUACAACUGAUAGCAGGCACAAUAAUGUAAGUUUCCAUUCUGUUACAGUGACUAUAAAUCAGUGUGGUGACAACUCCUUGCAUCUCCUCCAGGGCUGGUUUGCUUACCUUGCUGGGCAGCAGGAGUAACAGCAGGGUUGGCUGUAAAACAGCCCCGCACUGUGCAUUCAGGUUAAACAAACAGAAAGGUUCUCAGGAACCAGUGAGCAGUUUAUGCCUCACCACAGCAAUAGCACAACAGCCUCUCCAUCCCCUGGUACACUCAGUUCCUCUGGCAGUCCAAUUAAAUCGUUGUCUUGUAAAAUUCAGCAUGUCACUUGACCUAUUAAACCAGGCUAAAGCAUGAGAAUAGUCCACACCAGACACUGCCCAUCUGAACUGGGGGAUGCAGCACCAGAAAUUAGGUGAACUUUAGCAGUGAUGUAAAGUUACUGCAAAGGAAAUGUCAUCUCUGCAAGAAAAUAAAAUCUCAAAGUUGCCAUCAAAUAAUUUAUCUUAUACUGUACCUUAAUUUGUAUCUUUUUACUUGAAGUUACACACAAUGCCACUGCCCACCAAAAAACUCAGGUGCUCAAACUAAGGUCGCCCAUGCAGGCUGGGCAGGGCCCUUGGACGUAACCAGAGGCCUGUUUGUGUCUCUGUGCACAGAACAGUGCUGGGAGCUGAUCUGUGAAGCAAACAGCAGGUUUUUGGGUUCCAGGGGCUGUUAGUGGCCCUGGGCUCUGGGUCCUGUGCCUGGCAGGUGUGGACCCUUCAGCUCUCAUGUGAAAUGCUUAAUCUGCAGAACGUUUAAAAGUUUGGUGGAGAUUUGUAGAAAGGCGCUUCCAGCCAGCAUGAAAAAGGCAUUUUUUCUUUUUUUAAUUCAAGUCCAGUGACAGACACUUCCACAAGCAUGAGGAUGUGGAAUUAGAGCCGGUCUUUCUAAAUCCAGUGUGGUAGGAAAAGACAGAGACCACUUUCCAGGAAGGGUGGCUUAGAACAAAGCU
Molecule: messenger RNA, 3763 nt
Organism: Ficedula albicollis (Collared flycatcher)
Lineage: Eukaryota; Metazoa; Chordata; Aves; Passeriformes; Muscicapidae
Gene: MTFR1
Product: mitochondrial fission regulator 1
Exons: 8
Coding region: 232-1236 (334 amino acids)
Biological process (GO): mitochondrial fission; aerobic respiration
Cellular component (GO): mitochondrion
Source: RefSeq, a predicted model, not a curated record